AUGCUAAGUACUUUACCUGGACCCUCGACACUUGGAAAACCUGAGGAAUGGAUUAACGAUUUCUAUGAGGAGGAACCAGAAAUGGAAGAUAAACAAUUCACCUACAUGUAUUGUUGCGAAAUGGCAAAAUAUUAUAAUAGUAAAGAAGACUUCAGGCGGUUGCAAAUAAAUGUUAUCCGAAUAACUUCAACGCCCUGUGCUACCAACUCUGUUCCGUGGCAAUUACAGUACUUAUGGAACUCGCAAACCACCUCUCAAUAUAACCAUCCUGUGCAUCCUUCAUUUCCUGAAGCGAUUAUUGACGAUAAAUCUUUUAGUAUUCAGAUUGAUUUCCAAGUUGGCGCUUAUCUUCUUUGGGACGUUACACUCUCAGAUGAACAAGGAUCACAUGUGAAAGCAUAUGUGAAAGCUGUUCAAAAGCAUCAAUAUUUACUUGAUACACAUCAGCUCUUGACAAAGGUUGGGUAUGCGCCAAAGUCUUCAUUCCUGGAAAUAGCUUUUGGUUUAUAUGGAAUACCUGGACAACUGUUCAAUAUUAACUCACAUCAUUUUUGA
This is a messenger RNA of Ambispora leptoticha, 555 nucleotides long. The record is from the annotation of a GenBank genome assembly. Lineage: Eukaryota; Fungi; Glomeromycota; Glomeromycetes; Archaeosporales; Ambisporaceae.